AUCUUACGGAGGCCGAAUGCUUUACGGUAGAAAAGCUCAAAAAAGAGGGCAUGUCUGCUGCCAAAAUUGCACGCAUCCUUGGUAGAUCGGAUACUUCUGUUAAAAACUGUCUUAAACGAUUACGUUUAACUGAUAAUUCUAGUUACCUUAAAAGAAAGUCUAGUGGUAGAAAACCACUUGUGAAUAAGCGUUAUGAACGUUUAAUUAUAAGAAAAGUAAAAUCUAACCCCUCAAUGCGAAGAAUGACAAAACGUUCUCUUGCUGCAGAAUUCCAAUCCCCCCCUAUAGCCCCAAGUACCCUGGUAAAAACAUUAAAAAAAAAUGGCUUUAAAUCUUAUAUUGCACGCAAAAAACCAUUCUUAACAAAAAAAGCACAACGCGAACGUUAUAAUUGGGCCAAGGAACAUAAAAAUUGGACUAAAGAAGAUUGGCGACGUGUUUUAUGGACUGACGAAUCAUCUGUCAGCACUGACUCAAAUGGAAAAAUUCGAGUUUGGCGUCGCAAAGAAGAAGUAUAUGAUCAAAGUUGUACACAAGCAACCGUUAAAAGUGGUCGAAAAUCAAUUAUGGUUUGGGGAUGUGUAAAUGGAUAUAAUUUACCCCAUUUGGUUCGCUGCCCACCACGUAUGAAUGGUGAAGCAUAUGGAGAAAUUAUUGUGGAUGCUGUUUAUCCCAUAAUUAUGGCUACAGACGAUGCAAUAUUUCAAGAAGACGGAGCAAGAAUUCAUAUAAGUAAACCAGUAAAAAAAAUUAAAGCAGAGCUUGGAAUUGUGCCUAUGAAAUGGCCUCCGUAUUCUCCGGACCUUAGUCCUAUUGAGAAUGUUUGGAGGGAAGUUAAAUGUUGGAUUCAUAAGAACCGAAAGCCACGUAAUCAAACUGACUUAGAAGAGGCUGUUACUGCGGCAUGGAAUAAUGUUGCAUUUGAAACAACUCUUCAGUUUAUAGACUCAAUGCCAGAUAGAGUAAAGGAAGUUAUUAAAAAAAAAGGCU
This is a messenger RNA of Racocetra fulgida, 990 nucleotides long. The record is from the annotation of a GenBank genome assembly. Lineage: Eukaryota; Fungi; Glomeromycota; Glomeromycetes; Diversisporales; Gigasporaceae.